Messenger RNA from Scophthalmus maximus (turbot), 3417 nucleotides. It is a transcript of the gene plcxd1.1, whose product is annotated as phosphatidylinositol-specific phospholipase C, X domain containing 1. NCBI's taxonomy places the organism in Eukaryota, Metazoa, Chordata, Actinopteri, Pleuronectiformes, Scophthalmidae. Bases 1809 to 2756 code for a protein of 315 amino acids. Gene Ontology annotation, molecular function: phosphoric diester hydrolase activity. The transcript is spliced from 7 exons. The record is from RefSeq and is a predicted model, not a curated record. Gene Ontology annotation, biological process: lipid metabolic process.
CACGUGAUGACGUCACACAGGCUGACCCUCAGUAGUUCCCCUGUACCGGAGCCCACAGCAGGAACUAAGCGCGGUGGCUGUGGUUCUGACCCCGGUAGCUGUGGGUGGUGCAGGCAACACAGUUGCUGAAGAUGCUUAGAUCUUACAUCCAUCUGACCAACACUCAUGGCGUCAACGAGUAACUGAAGUCUGUAACUUCAAUGACCCACGUAAUGUUUACAUCAGCGGACGGGGCUAACUUAUGCUAACGCGGCUAAACAAACAAGGCGCGCACACACAGGGCACAACGCACACACGCUCGUAACAGCUUACAUUUCUCUCCUCUGUAGCUUCGCCAAGGACAGUUGGAAUUGCUCCAUCUUUUUCUGCCAGUCCGGUGUUGUACUGGCCCCGGCUUGAAGAACAGUCCGACACAAAGUGGCUCGCACAAACUCGCAGGUUUUCACCGACUGCGGCUGGAACAUUUCCAUCAAAAAUGAAGUCAAUGCACCUGCUCUUGUGUCCUCUGUGGCUGGGAGUCGAUGUGAAGAUGUAUGUUGGUCUGUACAGAGAACAACACGCAGAUUUUUUUUUUUUUGACCAACAACUUACCUUGCACUGUACACGUUAUGGUAUACAUACAGAUACUAUUACAUAGUGUUUGUUAUUGUAUAUUGUAUAAAGAUGGCAUUUGAUUUACUAUUUACUAUUCCAUAUUCAUUCAUUUUGUUUUAUUUCUGUAAUCCUUCUUAUAUUUCUCUAUAUAUGUAUUGGUGUGAAUGCUUGACGCAUUCAACGUUUUCACGAUCGUUCUAGUAAUUACACAUUAACUGCCCAUUGCCCACUUUUCCUCCUUCAGCUUCUUCAUCAAAAAUUCAAGCCAGUAAUCCAGUUUAGCGACCAGUCUUUCAGCAGCCAGCAUUCACACCGCAAUUUCUCCAGAAAUUAAUUGCCUUUUUGUAUUUCAUGAUAGGCUGACAGACCGAAUAAAUGGACGUUCAGCGGAACGGUGCUUUUAUUGUGAAAUCAAUUCUUACCCGGUCUUACCGUAAUGCUUAGUGUAAAUACGUAACUCUAAACAACGUGGGGGCUAAUUUGACAACCGAGAGGUUUUCCACAUUUAACAGAGGAUGGGAAACCAGUGCUGUAGCUGGAGUACAUAUCCCGGUAUCUGUAGCCACAGGGAUCGGCAGAGCGGAAUCACUUUCUCCUGCUCUCUGUCACGCAGCCUCCGCUCUGAACAACACGUCCCUGUCUCUUUAAGAGCAGAGCCUCUGUGUAUCUGCUGAUCUGUCAGCUGGCUCGGCGCUGCCUCCCUCCCUGCACACUCUGCUGCUGCUGCACCUCGGGGGGCCAACACACUCCCGGCUCGCCGACUGACUCACCCAUGCAGUGAAUGCUGAUGCACCCGAAACACAACAUACGCAGACAUUCGAUAUGUCAUGGAUAAUCGACAAUCGAAACUAUAAUGCGCCGGACACGUGGUCCUCGGCGUCCCGGGCUAUGCGGGCGUUAAAGGUAACCGGACUGAGGUGCUGCUGGGGGAAGAACCGCGGCCACGCCGUAUCUCCGGAUCUCAUCAUACAUGUUUUACGCACAGCCAUGACAUUCUGUUACGCGCCGGGACGGACGACUCCUGCGGGCGCGCGCCUGCUUUAAUUUUUAAAGUCCUCGUGUCUGGCCGUUUUUUUCUGGCGCAGCGCCGGGAGGGAACAGCCGCAGCACUUUGAGCAAAUCGGACGAGCCCUACAUUUGCCUCCAUACGUUAUCAGCUGCUCCGUGACAUUAAACGUGUGCUGACUGACUCUGUGCAGACGCAGGAGCUCGGCAUGUCCCGACUGAGCGAGCUGCCCAUGGAGAGCUGGAUGUGUCACCUGCCGUGCGCUCUGUGGGACACCCCCCUGCAUCACCUGGCCAUCCCGGGCAGCCACAAUGCAAUAACCUACUGUCUGGAUAUGAAUGACAGAUCCCCCGUCGACCUCACUCAACCUGACAUGCUUCAAAAGCUGGACAAAUACAUGAAGCCCCUUAUUCGCCCCUUUGUGUACAAGUGGGCUAAAACCCAGGAGUACACGAUAAAGCAGCAGCUGGACUGUGGGGUCAGGUACUGCGACCUUAGGAUUGCACACCGGCCCAACGACGGCUCCACUGAUCUUUACUUCUACCACGGCGUUUACACCACACUCACCGUGGAGACGGUGCUACUGGAGAUAAGAGAGUGGCUGGACGCUCAUCCCAAAGAGGUGGUCAUCCUCUCCUUCAGCCACUUCCUCGGCCUGAGCCCGGAGCUCCACAUGCUGCUGCUCACGAGCAUACGCAAAGUUUUCGCCUCCAAACUCUGUCCCAAAACGGAGGCGUUAACUCUUCGGAACCUGUGGGCUGUUGGCUGCCAAGUGAUUGUUUCCUAUGAACACAACAUUGCCAGUUGUCACGGCGACCUGUGGCCCCACAUUCCGUACUGGUGGGCCAAUAAAUGCAAAGCUGAGGCUCUUAUCGAGGAGUUUGAGCACAGGAAGCAACACGGCAGACCAGGAGGUUUCUUCGUGACGGGAAUUAAUCUGACCGAGGACUUGAAAUACAUCUGCACACACCCGACCGAGUCCCUGAAGGACCUGGUGAUGUCCACGUAUCCGGCGCUGCUCAGCUGGGUGAAGGAGCAGACCCCCGGCUCCAGGGUUGGCUCCCUCAACAUCAUCGCAGCGGACUUCGUCACAGAGAGCCACUUCGUGCCAACCGUCGUCACGCUGAAUGAGAAACUCAUGAAGUGGUCCUCGUGACUUUUUCGCCACUGUGCAUUUUUCCACGGAAAUAAUGUGACUCGCAGCAUGAAACACACAUGAGCUUGUUUUGUUUCUUUAGCGUGCCAGAAGAGAAAAAAAAAUACUCAAGUACUUGAAUAACUCAUUUUUAAUAUUAAUGCACUUAUGAUGUGAAAUGUACAUUUCAGUCUUAAAGCUGUUUGGAAACAGACUUUUCCGUUUGUUCAACAUUCAGUUCACUGUUUAUGCAAUGCACAGAUUUCACGAGUCAGCGAGGUGGCCACCCUUUAUGUUACGGCGACCGAAGCAAUAAUGGUACAAACUAAUCUCACCUUAUUGUAGGCAUUUUUAGACGAGUAAGCACAAACAAUUUACUGAAAGUACACAUAUGAAUGCAACGUAGAAUACCUUUAUGAAUACGAUGUGGGCAGGAGUUUUAACAAGUAGCUUAACUGUAUCACCUACAACACUAUGUACUGUAUUUAUCCAUAGAGAAUGUAGAGAAGAACAUGAAACUUCUGCAAAAAUGCAUGGAAACGUUAGUUGCAUGAACCAAACCGUGACUGUUCCGCUCAUAUUCGACCGUAGUUAACAGGUUAGGCCUUGAUUUGAAAUAAUGCUGCACCACUGUGCCUGUGGAGACGAGCUUUUCAAAUAAACCUGCGCAUUUUUAAGCUGA